This is a messenger RNA of Suillus subaureus, 921 nucleotides long. RefSeq lists its product as uncharacterized. The record is from RefSeq and is a predicted model, not a curated record. Lineage: Eukaryota; Fungi; Basidiomycota; Agaricomycetes; Boletales; Suillaceae. The annotation marks the transcript as partial. The transcript is spliced from 3 exons.
UUGUCUAUUCAAGCACACGAGGCUACUAUCAUCCGCGGCCCGCAAUCUCUUUCAACAGCACUUUCUCUUGAGGCGCCGCAUCUUCCAACUUUGGGGGUCUAUGCAAACGACGCUCAAAUCGGUAACGCUCUCAUACAAUGGGGUGCUAGCACAAGAAGUUUUCAAGUUCUUAACUCGGAUUCUUCUUUCCCCGAAGCGUCGGAUGACAAGGCUACUUGGGUGGAUAGAUACGACGCUCGUCUUCUGCUUGAUGCCGUCCCAGAGCAUGCAAGUUCGAGUAUCUCUCAGUCAAGGCCCUUGUCUUCAACCGGAUGGUCAGACUUGGCAUCUGACACUGAAGAUACCUUUUUCUUCACACCAAAUGAGAUUGAGGACUACCGGCGCGAGAAACGCAGGCGCCUCAUUGACCAAAACAGAGAGGAUCGUCUGAGAGCUCUUGCCGAGACUGACGACAGCGAACAGUCGGAUAUUUGGGGAGGUAGUGAUGAGGAGCCUGAUGAUGUCCAAUCAGAGCUCAUGAAAAGAACAGCGCUACACCUUCUCUCGUCCCCUAAUCCUGCGCAAUUGGAGAUGCGCAUUCUUGCAAACCAUGGUGCAGAUAAGAGGUUUGCAUUCUUAAGGGGACGGUGGUCACGAGCAUGGCGCACAACCAAGGAGAGGCUCAGACAGGAAAAAGUCGACCAAUCAGCUCAAUCGCUGCGAGCUUCACGGAACAUAGGUCUGGGAGGACUCGCUGCGUAUGGAGAUAGUGAUGACGAAGGUAGCGAGGAAGAGUCUGAGAGUGGAGAAACAUCUCCAUUAAAGGUUGGUGAGAGUUCUGUCACGACCCUGGAUUCGCUUCAGAACCACGAUGCACGGUUGGAGGGGGUUGAACAGGGGGCUCGGCGCGCUAGAGCCAGGGAGUGGGCUGCGCAACGCCGU